Dibothriocephalus latus is the source of this 276-nucleotide messenger RNA. NCBI's taxonomy places the organism in Eukaryota, Metazoa, Platyhelminthes, Cestoda, Diphyllobothriidea, Diphyllobothriidae. The record is from the annotation of a GenBank genome assembly.
AUGGUUUGGCUGCGGCUGGCCAAGUUCUACCUCAAGAGGACGAACAAAGCAGAGCGAUCCCGUUUCCUCCUUCUGGGCCUCUCCCCCGAUUACUUGACGAAAGCACUCGAGGAAGGCCUCUCAGACGAGACCCCUUUCGAUUCCCUUUAUUACCGUUUAGCCAACUUGUUCUCCAAUACCCAUACCUUACGUGACGCUCUACAGCAGCUAAAUUCCCGUAAACUACGAGCGGAUGAGUCCAUCACCAGUCUUGUCAACGACAUAGAACGCCUUGGG